Messenger RNA from Leptopilina boulardi, 986 nucleotides. Its product is annotated as chymotrypsin-1-like. The transcript is spliced from 4 exons. Lineage: Eukaryota; Metazoa; Arthropoda; Insecta; Hymenoptera; Figitidae. Gene Ontology annotation, molecular function: serine-type endopeptidase activity. The record is from RefSeq and is a predicted model, not a curated record. Gene Ontology annotation, biological process: proteolysis. The coding region runs from base 21 to 986 and encodes 321 amino acids.
CAACAAAAGUGGAAUCAUCAAUGUUCAAUCGAGGAGUUUUGUUUGUUGUUUUUCUGUCAAUUUUAAUAAAAAGUGGGAAAAUGUUAAAACCGAUGACUAGAAUAUUUGGUGGCGAAGAUACGAAUCGAGGUGAUUUACCUUAUAUGGCACUUGUAAAGCAAUUAGUGAGAGGUGAUAUUUGCGGAGGUGCAAUUAUUAGUGAGAGACACAUUUUGACUGGUGGCAUGUGUGCAAAAUAUCACACAAGACCAUUUGAUCGUUCUAUUGUAAUUACUGGGACUGUUAGUUUAAAUCAUGGUGGAAAAGUUCAUCGGAUAAUACACGCAAUUGCUCAUCCUCUAUUUCAUAAACAUUAUCCCGAUAAUAUACGUUAUGACAUUGGAGUUGUAACCGUGUGCGAUGAUAUAAAAUUUAAUUUAUUUCAAAGACCGAUUAAAUUGCCAACUGGUCCGGUAAAAGACGGCGAAGAAGCUAUUAUAUCUGGCUGGGGUCAUACGGAAACAGAAAAAAAUCCCGAUAUUUUACAGAAGUUAGUCACAAAAGUUUACACACCAAAAACUUGUGCCAAAAUGGCACAAACAAAAUCUUUUUCAGACGGGAGUCGAAUUUGCACCAAAAGUGAAAAAGGAAAAGGAUUCUGUAACUUUGACAAUGGAAGUCCUUUGGUUGUUAAUGGAGUAGUUGUUGGAAUUGCUUCAUUAUUAUUCGGUUGUGGAAUUGGAGAAAUUGAUCAAUAUGCAAAUGUUUAUAGAUGUAUAAAUUUUAUUUCAGAGGAGAUGAAAAGUGGCUGUUCAAAACCAAAUCUUAAUAGUUUUCUUGUUGAGAAAAAUAAUCAUGAUAAUGAUAAUGAUGAUGAUGAUGAUAAUUAUUUUAAACACGAUAGUGAUAAUGACAAUCGUAAAUCAAAUUUAAAAAUAAAUUGUAAAACAUGUUUCGAUGAAUGUUGGGCUGAGGAAACUAUACAUGAUUAUAAUUUUUAUGUCUAA